AUGGGGAAUCCAAACAACCAGGUCUUCCAUGUAUCCACUGAUGUCCUCCCAGCAGAUGGCUCCGAAUGCUUCGAUGACGAUGGUCGUCCUAAACGAACAGGGACAAUAUGGACAGCAAGCGCUCGCAUAAUCACAGCAGUGAUCGGGUCUGAAAGCCUGUCCCUGGCUUGGGCCAUCGCGCAGCUCGGUUGGAUUGUCGGUCCCACCACCAUGCUCCUAUAUGCCCUUGUCACUUUCUACACCUCCACCCUGCUCACCACCUGUUACUGUUCCGGCGACCCCAUCACCGGCAAGCGCAACUACACCUACAUGGAUGCUGUUAGUGCAAAUCUUGGUAGCUUCGAAGUCAAGCUUUGUGAGCUGGUUCAAUACGUGAACCUCUUUGGGGUUGCCACUGGUUACACCAUUGCAUCUUCCACCAGCAUGAUGGCUAUCAAGGGGUCCAAUUGCUUCCACGAGAAAGGUGAGAAGAACCCGUGUCACAUCAACAGCAAUCCUUACAUGAUUGCGUUUGGCAUCGUUGAAAUCAUUUUCUCUCAGAUUUCCCAUUUCGAUCAGUUGUGGUGGCUGUCGAUCGUCGCCGCCUUCAUGUCCUUUACCUACUCCAUCAUUGAACUUGGCCUUAGUAUUGCCAAAAUUGCAGAGACAGGGAAAAUUAGGGGAAGUCUCACUGGAAUCAACAUCGGGGCCGUGACCUCAACGCAGAAGCUAUGGAGGAGCUUCCAGGCUCUUGGUGACAUCACCUUUGCCUAUUCAUACUCCCACAUCCUCAUUAAAAUUCAGGACACGAUCCAGUCCUCUCCAUCCGAAUCAAAGGCGUUGAAGAAGGCGAGUCUAAUCAGCAUAGCGGCCACAACCCUUUUCUACAUGAUCUGUGGGUGCAUGGGCUACGCCGCCUUCGGCGAUAUGGCACCCGAAAACCUCCUCACUGGGUUUGGCUUCUACAACCCAUACUGGAUGGUUGACAUCGCAAACGCCGCAAUCGUGAUCCACCUCAUCUGCAUGUACCAAUUCAACUGCCAACCCCUAUUCGCCUAUGUUGAGAAGACCUUGGUUGAGAAAUUUCGCGACAGCCAGUUCCUCACGAGGGAGAUCAAAAUCUCCAUCCCCGGGUACAGCCCUUACAAGCUCAAACUCUUCCCGUUUGUCUGGAGGACGGUCUUCGUGAUCGGGAACACCUUGACCUCCAUGCUCCUGCCGUUCAUCAACAUUGUCGAGCUGCUCAGAGCACUGGGUUUUUGGCCCCUCACGGUCUUUUUCCCCGUCGAGAUGUACAUUAAGCAGAAGAAAAUACCCAAGUGGAGAACCAAGUGGGUGUGCCUCCAGAUUGUAAGUGCGGGUUGCCUUAUCAUCACCAUUGCUGCCGCUGCGGGCUCUAUCGCCGAUGUAAUUCUCAACCUCAAGUCCUACAAGCCAUUCAGUACCGACUACUAAAUAUUGUGCUACUGAUAGGCAUGUCGCAAAUAAGGAAAGGAAAGAGUGGAUGCGAGAGAGAUUGUUUUCGUGUUCA
This is a messenger RNA of Eucalyptus grandis, 1510 nucleotides long. RefSeq names its product amino acid permease 3-like. The record is from RefSeq and is a predicted model, not a curated record. NCBI's taxonomy places the organism in Eukaryota, Viridiplantae, Streptophyta, Magnoliopsida, Myrtales, Myrtaceae. The coding region runs from base 1 to 1434 and encodes 477 amino acids. The transcript has 6 exons. Gene Ontology annotation, cellular component: plasma membrane.